Molecule: messenger RNA, 739 nt
Organism: Eutrema salsugineum
Lineage: Eukaryota; Viridiplantae; Streptophyta; Magnoliopsida; Brassicales; Brassicaceae
Exons: 1
Coding region: 63-650 (195 amino acids)
Source: RefSeq, a predicted model, not a curated record
UAUUCAUAACACACACCUUCGUUCCUCUAAGAUUCUUGAUUUGAUUGGGAAACUUUAAGCAAAUGGGUAUCGUUAGGAACCUUUGUUCUAUUAAAUUUGAAGUGAAAAUCGUAGAAGCGAGAAACGUAGAGCUUAAGUCAUCACCAAGUUCUCUCUUCGUUAGAUUCUAUCUUUAUGCAGGGAGUAACCGUAAGAUCGAACUAAACACUGCAGGGAUCUGCUCGAGAUCAGACCACGAGGCCAUGAUCUGGAACCAAUCAUUCGGUCUGGAGUGCCAAGGGAACGAAACCGCGGUCGAGGAACUGAAGCAAGAAAGCGUCGUUUUCGAGCUGCGGAGAAGGAAAACGGGGUCGUUUUUGAGGAAGUGGUCGAGAUCGGAGCUGGUGGGCAGAGGAGAGAUUUCUUGGAAAGACGUUACUGAGUUGGAUGGGAUGGAAACAGAGAGAUUUGUUGUGAUGGGUGAGACGAAAGAUCGGAUCUUGGAAGAUUGUAAUAAGCCUCUUUUAUUGAAGAUCGCUUUAAAAGUCCAAGCUUCAAAAUCGGUGAACAUUGAGAGAGUGGAAGAUCUUUGUGGGUGUAGAGAUUGUAGGAGAUGUAAUUGCUUAGAUUAUGAAGCUUUUGUUGUGGCAUGUACGUUAGCUGGUAUCUAGUUUGUAAGUGUAAGCUAACUGUUGAACGUGGAUUCGCACGGGUCAAACAACUCAAUUUAUGUUGGAGAGUUCGGAGAUUCUCUGUUAAA